Molecule: messenger RNA, 10050 nt
Organism: Hyla sarda
Lineage: Eukaryota; Metazoa; Chordata; Amphibia; Anura; Hylidae
Gene: SUGP2
Product: SURP and G-patch domain containing 2
Exons: 11
Coding region: 154-2901 (915 amino acids)
Biological process (GO): RNA processing
Cellular component (GO): nucleoplasm
Molecular function (GO): RNA binding
Source: RefSeq, a predicted model, not a curated record
GCCCUUAAUCAACAUGGCUCUCCCUCAGCGUGCUGACGUCAUCACGUCAGCGCCGUGUAAUACGUGCGACCUCCUGGGCGGAAGUGGCGUUGUGAGUGGAUAUCGGCGUGGUGUUAGCUGGUAAAGCUUGGCGCCCGGGCCUUGUUUGAAAUCAUGGCAGGCCAAAGGAUGACCCGUGAAACCUUUGAUGCACUAGUACAAGAGAAAAUGAAAAGAUAUCGGCUAAGCAUGGACCAAGCCAUGUCAGAUACCUUACGGGAGUUGGAAGGUUCAUCUUCAACAAGAAGAUCAAUAAAUGACAAUGAAUCUGUUUACAGAGAUAAACAAAGGUAUUCAAUGCGUGAUAGCGGUUCUCUAGACAGAAGCUGGGAUAUGGAAAUGAGAGGCCAGCCUUACCGUCGUGAAUUAGACAGAGAACCUGGUGGAAGAAACUUGGAUACUCUUUUGGACAGAUGGGGUUCUGCUGACCCCAUGGUAAAGGAGAGGAUGUUCCGAGAGGAACUGAAUGCUGCAGAUCGCCGAUUCAGUGAACUUGAAGACUUAAGACGUGAAGAAUUGUUUGCUAGAGACUUGAACCUUAAUCGUAGAAACUGGGAACUUGAUCGGCCUCAUCAUGAAGCAGAUCUUGCAGUGGGCCGCUCAGAAAUGUUCCGGGAUUUCCAUCCUCAGAACUCAUUGGGUCCAGUGAAUAUUUUCAAGUCUCAAGGACCUAUGGGACAAGUGCCCAUAAAGCGGAGAGGUAAUAAAGCAGGUGUAGCCGUUACUAAGGCUUCACCUGCUUCAGGAAAUAAGCCCAGUGAUUUAGCCAUUAAAUUAGGAACACGCCUUAUAAAAUGGGCCAAAUUCAAUUCUAGGGAUGAUUUGGAUCUUCUGAGACAACAGAAGGCUCUGCUCGAAGUAAGCACCGAUACUGACACACUUGACAUGAUAUGGGAUUCUUUCAAAAUAUUAAUGACACCUCAGCACAGAACACAGUGCUUUUCAAAUGUAAGAGCUUCCUUUCCCAUUCCACUGAAGAGCCCCAAGAUUGACAACGAUCUGUUGGAUUUGUUGAUCAGAACAAAAACUGUCACCAUCAAGGAUGAUUUUUUUAAACUGAUCAAACCAUUUGACAAGGAGAUGAUGAUUGUCCAGCAGUAUUUGCUAGAAUGUGCAAUACCUUUGGUGCGUUCCUCUAACAUGUUCGAGCUAAUGAAUUCUUUCCUUACAGACCCUAGAGAGCUAUUUGAUGCCCUGAGGGGUACGGUGUCAUUGUGCCAGAAAUCUUUGGUUCUAAUAGGUCAAACAUUUGCAUUGAUUUCCAAUUCUAGACAGAAUAAUAUUCUUGAUGUACUGGGUCUCCCUCGCUUAAAUCUGAAGCCUUCAGAGUCUCCAAAUUACAAAAACCAUUUUCUGUUUGGAAAUGAGUUCAUCUCACACUUGAGAGAAUGGCUUAAAGUCAAAGGCAAUAAAUUUACCUUAAAAUCCAAACUCAAAGUACCUGAAAAUAUUUAUGUUGCAAAGAAAAAAGAAGUAAAGCCUGCUCCGGCUCCUGAGAGUCAAGAGAAAAAAGUCAUUGAUCCAAAAGUUGUUGCCGCUAUUGAUCAGCUUCUAGAAAAUGCAAAAAAAGAAAACAAGGCUGAUAAAGAAAAAUCUGAAUUUUGGUUCUUGUUUGAUGAAAAUAGCAAUGAGUAUACAUAUUAUCGUCAAAAAUUUGCAGAAUUUCAGAAUUCCAAAGGUCAUAUUCAGGUACAAAGCACACAGACAAAAAAAUGUAAACGCACUCCAGAAGAGUUGGCCUGUGAGUCGGUGAGGGCAAUGCUAUAUGCAAGGAAGGUACAAGCCUUGAAGAAAAGGCUCCGCAGGACCUUGGCCUUCUCAAAAAAAAGGAAGCAGACCAAACUUAAGAGCCGCAGGACAAAGGCGUCUCCUUCUGUUAAGGUGGAAGAGAUAAUCAAAACUGAAGAACAAGAGCUAGAAGUUAAACAAACAAAAGAAAUCAUAGCAGACAAUUCUGCUUGUGAAGUAGAUGUCGAGACUCCGAAAACUCCAGAUGAAUGCUCUAAGACUGAUACUACAAUUGAUGAGAAAGAGAAAGUUCCAGAGAUAAAAGCAAUAGACCCAAUGGCUGUAGAUGUUGAUGAAAAGACCCAGGAUACUGCUAUAAAGUUGGCUCAGUUUGUUGCUCAGAUGGGACCAGAAAUAGAGCAAUUCAGCAUGGAGAACAGUGUCAAUAACCCAGAGUUUUGGUUUUUAUGUGACAAAGAAAGCCCUGCAUACAAAUUCUAUAAGAGUAAAGUCGAGGAGUUUAAGGCAGCUGAAGAAGAGGCAACUUCUGAUGAGGAAAUUGGGCUAGAGGACUCUGAUUUAGAAAACAUAAGGACCGGCGAUGAAUUACAAAAUGACUCUGAUGUGGAAGUUGAUGCAGAAUGUGAAGCUGCGGAAGCUCCAAGCAUCGAGGCAACUCCUGUAGCUGCAUUUAGCCAAAUGCCUACUCCAGCUAGGCCACCGAUAGCUCGAAAGAGAGUAGCUAAUCUCAAGGUUGGCAUGCUCCCACCCAAAAGAGUGUGUCUUGUGAAGGAGCACACUGUUCAUGAUCCAGUACGUAUUGAUUAUGAACGCCCACGGGGACGUGGUUACAACAAAAGAAAGAAACCAGUGGAUUUAGAGUUUGCCAAUAAAAAGCUUACCCAACAGAAUGUGGGCUUCCAGAUGUUGAGUAAGAUGGGCUGGCAAGAAGGUGAAGGACUUGGCUCCCAAGGAUCAGGAAUCAAAAAUCCCAUUAACGUGGGCACAAUCUCUGGUGGAGAGGGCCUGGGUGCUGAGGAAAAGAAGGCUGGCAAUUCUGCAAACUUUGAUGCGUUUCGUCAAAGAAUGAUUCAAAUGUACAAUACAAAGAAAAAAGUUCCAAAUAAGAAGUAGGAUGGCUCAAGACUACUGAAAUCUAGGAAGUCACACUUUCCUGUAUAUUUAGGGUCUGAAGUAGGACCCUCAUAGUUUUCAGACUAGAAAGAGCAUCUUCUUGAUCUUCUUGAUCUUCCUACAAGUUGUUUUGUGUUGUUUUUUUUUUUUUUCCAAUGAAUGUGCAGGUAUAUACGUUUCGCCCACUGAAAGUUCUGCCAGUCUAAUGCAAGUUGUGAUUUUUAAUAAACCUUUUAAGAAACAAAAUGUUGUAUGUUAACUAUUAAUAAGGGUUUUGGAUGUUACUCAUUAGCUGUUAUAAUUUUAUUAAUGUUGUUUUUAAAGUGUGUUUUAAAGGGGUUUUCCUAAUAUAGGGGCACUUAUAGAAUAGUAUACAACAGAUGUCUGAGAGAUGGGGUCCCACCUAUGAGACCCACUACUUUCUAAAGAUCUAGGGCCCUCCAGCCGGUUUGUUAAAACAGCCAAAUGAGCUCCACAGUUUCCUUAACUUAGGAGUUACAAAACCAGCAUAGUACCCAGUUUUUUAUUUUAUUUUAUUUUUUUUUUUUUGGACUUCCUGACUACUUCUAGUUGCUGCAGCCUUGACCCACAUCUCUCAGACAUUUAUGUUCAAAUGGAAUACCCCUUCAUGGUUAAUUUAUGAUGUUUUCAGUCUGUCUUUAAAGGGAAUUUCUGGAAUUUCCCCCUAUAGAAGGUGCAUGUUAGUUAUACAUUUAUAAGUGUGAACAUGUUUGUUAAAGCGGUUUCCAGCUAUCAUUUUAAAACACAGCCUGUGUUAACUAUCCCGUUUAAAGUGUGGCGUGUGGCAUCCUAGCGCAUUUAAAAGAAUUCUUGCACAUCAUUUGUAUUCUUUUAUGCACUGGCUGCUUUAUAAGACACCCAUCUGGGUUAUGCAUUGGUCCUCCUUUGCCCUUCAGAACCCCAGCAAUAUGCUUAGCUAUCGAUUCCACUAGGCGUUAGUCAUUCUGAAGUAAUAUUGGCUCAGGGAGGCUUCUUGCAGUUGAUGCAAACUUGAUGAAGGUACUGAUAUUCUCUGAACAAGCCUGUUCUACCUUCUCCCAGAUAUAUUCUUUAUAGAAUAAUACUCUGUCAAGGCCAGGGAAGCAAGAAAAAUUUGGUAUGUUCCUGGAACCAAUCCAUAACUUUACAAGCCUUGUGACAAUUUGCAUGCUGUAAGUGUCCUUCUGCCAUAGGUUAAACAGCUUCCAUGUUGGUACAGUCUGGCUACAAUGCUUAGAUGAACCCUACUGUCCAGACAUCUAGUCACAGGUUUUAGGUGUCAAGAAAACAUACCCCAUCAGCCUACACUGUUGACACCUGACAGGAAGUGUUAAUCGACUUUUGCUGUUGCACCUCAUUCUGACCCUCCCAUCAGCACGGUGCAACAGAAAUUUGGAUUCUUCUUAACAGGCAAUGUUUUUUCACUGCUUAUGCAAUUCAUUUUUACUCACUGGCAUCGUACCUUUUUGUUCUGAAUUGAUCUGCUUAUAAAGCCCAUGACAAGCUUCUAGAACGCCUUAGUUUGAGUAUUUGUUGUAUUCUGCUGCAGUGCCCAACGCCUGUUUUUCAGAAUGGUUUGAAACCCUUCUUUGAUUCCUUUAUUCGCAAGGCUGUGGAGUCGGUAGAUACAUGUUCCGACUCCGCAGUUUUUUGUACUUCCGACUCAGUCUCCCCCAGUCCGACUCAUCUGUAUUAAUAGGUUAUCUUUGUGUGCUGAUCUGCUGCUGAAGAUAGGGCAGUGGGAGGAUCCAGGAAGGGGCAUUUAUUAUAAAACAUGAAUUCCCUAGUAGAAUCCCAUAUUCAUGUUUAAAGUUUAAGCUAACAAUCGGAGUUUACAAGUUUUUAUAGCCUUAGCUGAAUUGCAGCAGUUUUUCCAAUUGUUUACAGCUUCAGUCUUGAACUAUUGACCCUCCAUUCCCUUCACUUAUAAAAAUGUCUCUAGUGCUGCAAAAAACAUUUACUUAAUCCCUUAUCAGUGAGAGGCUAGGUUACCCAUGGGUUCCGUGUAUCAGCAGUAUUGCUGCUCCUAAUUGUGCGUUGCGUGCCAUAUAGUGAAGCACAUGAAAAGCUUCUUCACGGUCACUUAACGUGUUCGUUUUGCGGUUACGUGAGGCACUGCAUGCAUUGGUCUUUAUUCUUACAGUCGAAGUCAUUAAUUAUAACUUUUUGUGAAUUGGCACAUUUAAACUUACUUUUAUUUUAUUUUUUUAUUCCAAUCUAAAUUUAGUAGGAGUCGGUGCAUUGUUUGCCGGCUCAGAGUACCCAAAAUUUCGUCCAACUCCGACUCCUCGACUCAUACUCCACAGGACACCCUUUUGUUGGAUGUCUUUCAUUCUUCCCUUGAUUGCACCAUUUUCUAUAUACUUUUGACACUGUUAAGGACACCCUAAAACGUUGGCCUUUUUUGGAAUCCUUUCUUACUAGUCUAGCGCCACAGACUACAUUUUUCCUUUUUUUUUCCAUUCUUUUAUGGAAUCCACAUACAACUUGCUUGAUUUUACAUACGGCAUUCCAGGGUCAUACAUGUUAUUUAUAUACAGGGAAGCUACCAUUGUGAAAAGACAGGUGUCUCCUAAUAAAGCUCCUCAGCAGAUAUGCUGUUUUAUGACAGCUUGCACCUUUCACUUUACAUACAGAAUUCAGGCUGCUAUGAACUCCAGUUUCUGGAUUUUAUUCCACAGUUUGAAACUGGAACACUACCAGUUUUAAGAGAAAUUUGUGGUAGGUAUUGAUAUUAAUGUUUUAAAAGGGUUUAUAAAACCCCUGUGAGGGUGCAAUGAUGCUUGCUGCUGCCGCAAGCAAAUUGAUCCUUUUUGAGGAAAAAAAAAUUUAUGAAAAAAAAACCCUUGAGGUGCAUGGUGGGGAUCAUUUUCUAUUACAAAAUGGUUUUAUUUUUUUCUAGGUAUAGAAUGAGUGGGUGGGAGCGAUUGCAUGGAUUGAUGUAAGGCUUUCCUGCACCAAGAAAACAAGUGGCUUUUGCAGACAAUGCCUGAAGAUCUAAUGAUGGAUUUAAAUUGUAUACAUUUAGCGUAAAGUAGUCCCACAAGUUUGGUCUUAGUGUUUAUUCCCCCCCCUCUUCCCCGCACUUAUUUGUCAACACCCAUGCUCUGACAUGGAUGGACUGGUAAAUAGUUCCUGUGCCAUUACAUGUCAGAGUAGGUGUGGUCUGAAUAAGCGCUGAGUCAGGCAUUGAACGCCUGUAACUGUAUUUUUUUUUUUUCUGUGUCCGUCUGGGUUCCCUGCAACUGUUUAUGCACGGAAAAUAAAGAAGUCACUGCUUUACAGAUCUGUCUGAGUUCCUCCAUAUCAUCUGUGUACGGACUCAUACCAUUUGUUAUCCUCCUGGGGAUUUGGGCACUGCAGCGAUCAAAGUGGAUUCCACCUGUGCUGGAUGUUACUUCAAUGGUGGAUGGUAGUUGUAGUUUGACUGUGCUGACUGCUUCACCUACAAAUUGUGUUUUCAUGUGUUUUUUUUCUUUUUUUGUCACCAUUUAAGCUGUGAACUCCAUUGUCCUGUCUUGCAGUUUGAAGCAGCCUUAUAAGACUAGUAAAAAAAUAAGAAAGGCCAUCCCCUUGAGACCAAACCCCUAAAAAAAAAAAAAUAGAGAGAGAUCAACCUAAAGGAAACAAAGUUGGGAAAUUGGUGUGAAAGAAUAAUGGAAGUAUAGUAAUAAGGAGCAGGAACAGCAGGUGAAAAAAACUUAUGCUUUUUCACAAAAGUGCCUGGCAGUAACUUAUUUUCCACUGUUCAAUGAACAUGUUGAGCCCCCUUGUUUAUGGUGUAGUCAAUCUGUGUACAGAAUGAACAUCUAUUGUGUGCAUGCCAACCUCUGAUAUUAAACUUGUGAAUACAAGCCUGUGUUGGGGUAUAUCUAAUGGGUAUACUCGUGCCCCUAGUGGCUGCAGUGUCUUCACUACCCUCUAUCUUCUCCCUCUUACACACUUAAAGUGCUCCAGGUUUUUGUUUUGCCCAUGUCAUGCACUCGCCAUCACUAUUAGCACAACGCUAUUAGUUUCCAUUUAGUUCAGUUUCAUUACUCUAACUGGGGUAUUUGAUCACCAGUUUGAUUCACAGAAUAUCUCCCUGCUAAACGUGUCAGAGGAAGUGGUCUGUCCUGUCAGCUGACUUCCUGUAAACUGCAAGAUUACAUCACCUAUUCAAUUAUUCCUGCUAGCUUUCAGACCCAUCCCCAAUCUGUAUACUGCUGCUAUCUGUAUGGGGGUCAGGAUAGAUCAUAGAUAUACACCUCUAUUGAGUCUUUGUUCACACAUUACAUUUCUUUGUGUGCGUUUCCCUUUUCUGCUGUGAUUUUCUCAAAAUCGCUGCAAAGGUGCUAUUCUACAGAAAAUAUUCAAGUUGCUGUAAAAAUGUUUCCAAAGGAUUUUGGAAAAUUGCAGCUUCCACAUCUAAAAUGCAGUAAAAAAAAAAAAUCGGAGGAACCACAUCCUAAAGACUUCAAAUCUUCAUAAAAUACAUCAAUUGUGAUUAUGGGUAAAGUUUUUGCCUCAUGAUAUUUCACUUAAAAAAACAAAAAAAAAUAAAAAUAAAAAACACACUUUGGAUAAGAAAAUCCAUCAAAACUGCUUGCAAUGUGAUGUCAAGCUGAUGGCUUCGGAUUGCUGGAAUCCUGCCAUGUGAAUAGGUUGGUCUCAUUAGGUAAAUUGCUAUUUUUAUACUCCACCCUUUUCUGCAGAGGUGGUGCAUUCUCGUCUCGGAAUUCCUCGUCUGGUAUAGGUUGUGUACAUCUGCACUGCCUAUGUCUCCUUUUACCUGAUGCAGACUUGUUAUCCAUUCCAUGCAUAGAGGACUUGCAUAACUAUGCAUUAAGAGGCAUCAGCCUCCCUGCAUACCUAAAUCCAGCAGAGAAGUUGUUUUGACAGAGAGGGCUUAUUAGGCCAUCACUGCCCCAGUUCCUGAAAAUACUAUGCUGCCAGAAGCUGUAGGAGGAUGACUCUUGGGGUUGGUUCUUUUCCCUUGUGACAUAAGCAGGACACAACUUAACACACCAGCCAGGAUGGAAGUGACUAAGCCAAAAGAAGACCUGGAAGUCUCAAGCCCAGUCCAGGUCAUCCUCAACAACAUACCAACACCAAAUUGGUCACAGCUUUGUAAACCUCUGAAAUGGUACAAGGGCACCCUUGGCACAAAGAUUUACAAGCAGUGACCGGCUUAUCUAAGGUGCCAAGAUCCAAGUCCGUAGAACAAAUGAUUUUUUUUUUAAACUUUUUUUUUUUUUCUGGUCUCGAUGUUAAUAUGCCCCCAUUGGGCUCCAAUUAGAUUUGUGUUAUUGCUUAAAUAUGCUAUUCUGUCUGGUAGGGAAAAUAAAUGUUUUAACCCUCUGUGUGCUGCUGUAGGAAUAAUAUGUAAAGACCAGACUUACUAGAAGUCUUAUACCUUAUUUUUCCUGAUUGUACACAUUGGAAAGUUAAAUUGUUGGUCUGCCGGUCUCACAAAAAACCUGACACCUUGUUCAAUAUUAACUUAUUAGCUGUGAUUUUCUAACAAUGUUGGAGUUUUAUUAGUGUAAAAUGUUUGACUUUCAGAAUUUCACUCUAUUUACCACUGUUUUUUUACCAGCUUUUUCUUUGUGGAGAUUUCCAGACAUCUAUUCACAGAAUUUUCUGUGGAUGCAAUAGUAAAUAGGUUGGGUUGUAAGAACAUGCACCUUUUUGGGGUUGCUUCUUUUAAGGGCAUCAGCCACACUUCAUGUAGAAAUAUCAGGAUUUCAGGGUCUCAUGUUUGUUUAGUAUCAACUUGCAAAUCUAAUAAUCGUACUGAGCAGUCUGAGGCUGAAGUUAUGGACAGUGUUACAAUAUUAUGUUCCACACCCUUCUAAACUAGCGGCUGUGCUAGACAACUAAUUCCUUUUUGUCACACCCCCUGAAGGUAAUAAAGAUUCUGGUAAGAAUAUCCACCUAUUAUGUUUUGCGUGUCUGACCAAACAUGUUUGCUGGCGGAAUUAGCUCUCAUAUGACCAGUUUCUCCCAAUGCUGCGCUAAAUUCCAAACCUAUAUCAAAGAUUGUACCGAGCCACAGUAAUUCAACAGUUAUAUAAAGUACAAUGUUUAGAGUUCUACAAAGUACAAGAACAUUCCUACAAGAAACAUUGACUUAAACCCAUACAAUAUAUUGAACAAUUGCACAUUUUUGCUAUAUGGAUGAAAGUAUUCAGAGACAUGCACACACUACACUGACAAGAGUGUGUAAGACAUCGCAUUCUAAAUGCAUAGACAUUAAUAUGGAGCAAGCUGUAUAUAUACACUUUGACUCUUCAAACAAUGAGAAGGUUCUCACUAGGAAGUGAGGGAGCAGGAAGAAGCCAUUGUGAAACAUCGUUGCUUCAUGCCAGUGGGACGCACCUGGUGAUCUCUCUUCCCACAACUCCAUGAAUAAACAUUAUUGGAUAUUAUUGAAGUUCGUGCCACCAUUUUGUUUUUUUUUUCUACAUAUUUUUGGAUUGCUAAGACUAUUGCUUUUGUGGCAGAGCACCACCAGCAGCUCCAUGGAAAGUGGCUGCAGGAUGUCACCAGUGAUCAAUACUAUAGUAGUACCAGCUAUUUCUUUGUCUUACUAGGAAGUAGUUGACUCCUGCUCAUAUAGCCAAGGCUGUCCUAGAAUAUUCCCUCUUGUGUUCUUAAAUAUACUGUGUGCCAGAGAACAUGCCUAAAGUAUUUCUUUCAUUUGAAUAUUGAUGUCCUGCACAUAUCAGUGUGCUGUUAGUAUAUUAUCACUACUAUGGGUGUCUGACUAUCCUAUGUGAUGGCUCCUAGCAGUUGGGGCAGUGUGUCAUUUCACAUCAAAAGGCAGGAUUGAAACACACUUAGGAGGCCCCUGUACUCUAACCUGACCAUCGUUUUAUCACAAACAGAACUUUAUUUUGUAGCUAAAGACAAUACAUUUACAGUCUGUAGCAUUCUAGAUCGGGUCCUACUUCCCAGCAUUACCCCUUAUACCUAAUUUCUCUUUACUCUCUAGUAUUGUGAAAACUGAUUAUUUUUUUUUUUUCUCACAAUGUUUGUUUUCUCUGUAUUACUUUUGUAACCUGUACACUUUCUUGGUAAUGACCAUUGAUGUGGCAUGUAUAACUUAUGUGAUUUUAUAUCAGACAUGCUCUCCUUCCUGUGUUGAAGCUUAAUAAAAUUAGUUUA